AUGCUAGUAUCUGUUGUUGAUGGUCAUGAUGUCCUUCUCCUCAUCUGCCUCGCAGCUGUUGCUGCUGCCGACAGCCAGGAAUCCUUCGAGUCCUACGAGUCAGGUGAGGCCAAAUACGACUUCAACUGGGCUGUCAAGCAUGACGACUCCGGGAACGAUUUCGGAUACCAGGAGGCCCGUGACGGCGACCACACACAGGGAUCCUACUACGUGCAGCUUCCCGACGACCGCCUGCAGACCGUCAGGUUCGUCGUGGACGGCGACUCCGGCUACGUGGCCGAAGUCAGCUACGAGGGCGAGGCUCGUUACCCCGAUUCGUACGAGUCAAAUGAAUCGAAAUAG
Molecule: messenger RNA, 342 nt
Organism: Penaeus monodon (black tiger shrimp)
Lineage: Eukaryota; Metazoa; Arthropoda; Malacostraca; Decapoda; Penaeidae
Product: pro-resilin-like
Exons: 3
Coding region: 1-342 (113 amino acids)
Cellular component (GO): extracellular matrix
Source: RefSeq, a predicted model, not a curated record